Schistosoma mattheei is the source of this 429-nucleotide messenger RNA. The record is from the annotation of a GenBank genome assembly. Lineage: Eukaryota; Metazoa; Platyhelminthes; Trematoda; Strigeidida; Schistosomatidae.
AUGCGAUUAACUCUGAAUGCAAAUGGUCCAAUAACGUGUCUUCGUUUAGAUUUUAAACGCAAUAUUUUACUUGCAGGAGUUGAUAAAGAAAUUAAAAUUUAUGAUCUGCUAACUGGACAUGUUUAUCGAAAUUACAAAGGUCAUCGUGAUAUAAUCAGGUCUAUAAUUAUAUUACCGGAAGAAGAUGAGUACGUAUCCGCAAGCGCUGAUGGUCAAAUCCGUAUAUGGAGUGCUUGGAAGGGUAACCGUAAUCAACCAACAAUUGUUUCGACAGAUCAAGAAUCAGCACUUGCUGCGGCCCAAUUGGCAGCUGUUAAAUUAUCCCUAAAUCCAGCAGCAUCACUCGGGGCAGCCGCAAGAGCAUUCAGUAAAGCAGGACGAUUCAGAUGCAUUGUUGAAUGCCUAAUGAGACAUCAACGUGUGGAAUAA